Aphanomyces astaci is the source of this 1051-nucleotide messenger RNA. RefSeq lists its product as hypothetical. Gene Ontology annotation, molecular function: oxidoreductase activity, acting on the CH-OH group of donors, NAD or NADP as acceptor. The record is from RefSeq and is a predicted model, not a curated record. The transcript has 4 exons. The coding region runs from base 43 to 990 and encodes 315 amino acids. Lineage: Eukaryota; Oomycota; Saprolegniomycetes; Saprolegniales; Verrucalvaceae.
GAAAGACCCAAAGUUGGUUAUCCGGUAAUUUGAUACUCCAUCAUGGAGACCAAUACAUGUACGAUCGUCGCCGGAACAGCCGCCUUGGUCUUGUUUAUCGUGGCAUGGAUGAUGUUCCACCCACAGAGGAGGACAUCGCUUCGACACAAGCACGUGGUGGUUACGGGCGCGGCAUCAGGUAUUGGACGCGGCUUGGCCAUCGCAUUAUGCGAGGCCGGUGCCGUCGUGAGCCUUCUCGACGUCAACAAGGCUGGUUUGGACGAAGUUGCCGCCGCCAUAAGUCAACCCGAGCGUGUUCACGUAUUUCCCUGCGACGUCUCAGACUACACCCAAGUGGAAACGGCAUUGUCGACAGCUGUGGCCACAUUGCAGCGACCAGUUGAGAUCCUCAUCAACAACGCUGGCAUUGUGAAUGGCAAGAAGUUUGUUGAUCUGACACCCACCGACAUGCAAAGGACGAUGCAAGUCAACACGAUGUCGCAAUUCUUCACCACCAAAGUCGUGCUGCCGGCCAUGCUCGAGCGUCAUGCCGGUCUCGUGGUCACAGUCUCUUCUGUGAUGGGGCUCAACGGGGCAUCGGGCUUGGUCGACUAUUGCGCGUCCAAAUUUGCAUUGGUUGGCUUCCACGAAGCUCUACGCUUGGAAUUGAGGCACACAGGCGUACGCACCCUCCUCGUGUGUCCCAUGGCAGUCGCCAGUGGCAUGUUCAACGGGAUUCACGACGGCCAAUCUGCGUGGCACCGCCUUGUCAAUCGAUACCUGUUACCUAUGAUCAACGUUGACGACGCCGUCCGCUCCAUCAUCGACGCCAUCCAAGAUGAAAGGUGCAACGAACUGGUGUCCUGCGCUCCAUGCUGGCGGCGAUAUGUCCUUCCGUGGGCCCCAAGAGUCGUGCGGUUGCUUCCCGUCUGGGCCAUGGAUCGCAUUCUUGGGUUGGCGGGGGCGACAGAUGGAAUGGACACCUUUGUUGGCCGAGCCAAAGUGGAAUAGAUAUUUUCAUUGCUGCUCCCAUGCAAAUGCCAUUAAACAGUAUAUUGUCCUCAUGAAUGCG